Molecule: messenger RNA, 1356 nt
Organism: Chaetura pelagica (chimney swift)
Lineage: Eukaryota; Metazoa; Chordata; Aves; Apodiformes; Apodidae
Gene: RILPL1
Product: Rab interacting lysosomal protein-like 1
Exons: 8
Coding region: 22-906 (294 amino acids)
Biological process (GO): cilium assembly
Cellular component (GO): ciliary basal body; cytoplasm
Molecular function (GO): protein dimerization activity
Source: RefSeq, a predicted model, not a curated record
GACCGGCUGCGGCUGGAGAGGAUGGACCGCAUCGAGAAGGAGAGGAAGCACCAGAAGGAAUUAGAACUGGUGGAGGAUGUCUGGAGAGGGGAAGCACAGGACCUUCUCACCCAGAUUGCACAGCUGCAGGAGGAGAAUAAACAACUGAUGACAAACUUGUCUCACAAAGACAUUAAUUUCACAGAAGAGGAAUUUCAGAAGCAUGAAGGCAUGUCAGAGAGAGAGCGGCAAGUCAUGAAGAAGUUGAAGGAAGUGGUAGAUAAACAGAGGGAUGAAAUCAGAGCGAAGGACCGGGAACUUGGACUUAAAAAUGAGGAUGUAGAGGCUCUCCAGCAGCAGCAGAACAGGUUAAUGAAGAUUAACCACGACCUGCGCCACCGGAUCACUGUGGUGGAGGCUCAGGGGAAGGCGCUGAUCGAGCAGAAGGUGGAGUUAGAAGCAUAUCUGCAAACCAAGGAGCAGGAGAUGGGCAACCUGAGAGCAGAGCUGGGGAAACUGAGAGAGAAACUGCAGGGGGAGGACAACCAAAACGGGGAGGAAGUAAAGACAGAACCAAACAAUGAUGACUGCCUCUCAGAGUCAGAAAAGAUGGCAAUGGACUUAAAAGAUCCCAAUCGUCCAAGGUUCACGCUGCAGGAGCUCCGGGAUGUCCUGCACGAGAGGAAUGAAUUAAAAUCUAAAGUAUUUUUACUUCAAGAGGAGCUUUUAUAUUACAAAAGUGAGGAAACAGAAGAAGAAACUAGAACCCCUCAACCUACCCCCAUAAUUCAGCCAAAACCCUCAACUCAGCCUGAGUCUGGAAUCAAACGACUGAUCUUUACAGCCAUAAUGCCCAUGGUAGCAGCUGGAUUGAUUCCAGACGAUCCCACAUUGCAGCCAAUAAGAAGACUUGUGUCCCUUGUUUAGUUUCUUCUCUCGUGAUAAGAAACGUCUGCAGGCAUCCCAGAGAAAUGUCCACUUCCAGGAUACUUUUGGAGAAUGGUCAAACUCAAAUAGAGAUGACACCUACACCGAACAAGGACAAGAAGCCCUGCAGCACCUGUGACUAAAACUUGAGGUGUUCACUUUACUGCAGUAGAUUUUUGACAGUCUAGUAACAAGAAGCUUCUGUAAACGAAUCUGGCAGCUCAUCACUUUUACUUGCCCUGCACACCUCAGUGGCUGUGUUUCAGAUGUACUCAAAAGGGAUCCCUCCCUGUUCACUUGGUCACUGUUUGCUGAAAACAGAAUCCAAACUCUGUCGUAACAGUCACUGAUGCUCUGGGAUGUGGAAGCUUCUAGAUGACUUGUUUUGUGCUGAAUAACAAGUCUAUGGUCUUGUUCAUGCAUUAACUACAGUAACACAAGCUUCUUUAA